CAUCACCAUGACAACCGUCGUUAGCGACUCUUUCCUGUUAGCAAGUGUUAAAUAAACGCAGAUUGAGUGUCCGGUAUCUAAUGUAACUGUGAUAAUUUGGGGAUAAAGACCGGGUUGGUGAUCGGAUUACAGGUUGUAACUGAACAUUUAGGAAUCAACAAUGAAAUUGUUAUCAUAAGGGACAUAACUCCGCAGUGUCGUGAGCUUGCUCGAUCUAACAUCAGACGUAAGCUGGUGGUAAAGAUUUUCAAAUUAUUGUUAUCUCCAGCAACAACACUAACGAUGGCUGACACAAUUGUUUUUAAGCGAUCCCAGACUAUGUACCCUUACUGGGUGAAUUAUCCUCCUACCGUCCCUCAGUAUCCUGCUUCACAGACGAUGUUCAGGCGUGAAGUUCCAGAGAAAUUCACAAAACCCAAAGGUCGAGCAUCAUAUCAAAACUGGACAGACAAGUGGUAUGACUGGGACCCUCCCAUCAGGAGGGAGGAAGAGCUGCCCAAGGUUGCAGACAGACGAGAACCUUGCUCCAGACCUUGGAUGUACAGACCGGGCACUUCGGCCAUUCCUACCUGGACCAAAGAGGGCAAGGACUGGCCGUCAAACUAUGACCUCUUCCUGCGCACUGGCUCCACCAAUGCUGAGACCAAACGAGCACGUGCACUUCAGCGUCUUGGCUACCGUGACCAAAACCUGUACGCCUUCUCCAACAACAUGACAUCAUACCGCCGCCCCGUCUUUGCUGCUCUAGGACCCAUGCUUCGCCCCCCUGUGUAUGGUCUGAAUCACCAGCACAAUCGCCAUGGAAACAUGCCUUUUGAAGAUUACUAUUAAUGCAAGAAGAGUUUCAAUUUACAGUGUCUUUUUUAUUACUUCUCAGUGUGUAACAUAGAGCAAUAGAUUGGUGCAUUAUAUCCAUAAAAAAACUGAGAUUGGCGUGCGCAAUAAGAUUUAUAAAAAAAGGCCUUUGAAAGUCGAAGUUUUUAUAUGUCAGUCUUGUCAUUCUUUUACAGUCACCAUUGUUGAUGAGGGAUAUUGUCAUCAUGGAUUCUCAAACAAUUGUUGAUGACUGAUUGUCUUCAUGCUGGAAUCAAUUGUCAAUUACCGAUCAUUAUGUGUUCUCAAUUUUUAUUUUCGAUCAUCAUGAGUCCCCCACCUUUGCCACCGCCCAACAAUUGUUGAUCACUGAUAACCAUCAUAAUCCCCCUUCUCCCCUAAAAAAAAAAAAAAACCUUGUCUAUUACCGAUAGUCUUGACUGUGUGCCUUUAAACAGGAUUUGUGGACCCUUAAUCAGGAUUUCAUUGUGGGCCUUCAGUCAGGAUUUGAUUGUUGGUCUUCAAUAUGUUUUUUGUUACUGAUCAUUAUGGACCCCUCCCCCAAACAAUCUCCAAUGAUAAUUUUUAUAGGACCUUCAACAGCUAGGUUUUCUUUCUUCUUCCAUACUAUUAAAAAAGAAGCAACUGGCCAUGCAUUGUAUAGUAGCUGUCCCCACUCUAACUUUGUAUUCAUACGUCACAAACCAGCUACUGUGGUGUGUUUUUUAUGUCACACCCAUAGAGACAGUGACCGUUGCAAUGACACUGUGUCAAAGAUCAUCUUCAGAACCCUGCAGCUGAUCCUUACAGGAAUAUACUGGAUGGGAAAACUAGCCCACCCCAGUCUGGCUGCUGUGGCAACUGAUGUUUAUAAUGAUAUAGAAUAUCACCUUUCGCGGUUUCGAUCCAUCGUACGGCAUGCCCGUUGGUGUCAUUGCACAUUAAAGAGAAUAGAAAGACUU
Molecule: messenger RNA, 1775 nt
Organism: Pomacea canaliculata
Lineage: Eukaryota; Metazoa; Mollusca; Gastropoda; Architaenioglossa; Ampullariidae
Exons: 4
Coding region: 283-831 (182 amino acids)
Source: RefSeq, a predicted model, not a curated record